CAAAGUAGCCGUUGCACCUCUCCCCUCGCUCCAUUUAAGUACUCACCCAAUGAGUCUCCUUUCCGUCCAGAAAUCCGUGUCUCUCCUUUUUCAUAUAACCCUCCAUCUCCGCUCCUUCCUCUCCCAAAUUCAUCACACGCCCUUUCAUCAACAUUCUCCAACUGUCUUUUGUUUAGUCCCAUGAAUAAUCCUCCUAUGUCACAAACCAAUCCUUCAACCCCAUUACUCUAUGCAGCUAGCAGUAAUCUUAGACUUAGCUUUAGUUGCAGCUGCAGCACCACCACCUCCAGCAGUGAAGUUAGUGAUGAUAGCCCACCAACAUCCUUCCGUUUUGAGCUCCAAAAUGUCGAUUACCAUCAUUAUCCAGGCAAAUCUUUAUCCGGGUCUUACUUCUUUCGCCCUCUCGCACUACUUUCUGACCAUGUCGGAUCUGUUUCUUGCUUGGCUUUGUGUGGUGAAUUCGUCUUGAGUGCUUCACAAGGGAAGGAUAUUAUAGUUUGGCAGCAGCCUGAUUUGAAUCUCUUCACCAAGUUUGGACAAGGGGAUGGUUCUGUUAAGGCUUUAGUAACAGUUGGGAACAAGGUCUUUACUGCACAUCAAGAUAGCAGGAUUAGAGUAUGGAAGGUGUCAAGAAGCUCAGAGAAUGUGUUUAGGCUUGUUGACACGCUUCCUACUACAAAGGAUUACUUGGGGAAGUUCAUGAAGCAGAGUAAUUAUGUGCAGACUAGGCGGCACCAUAAGAAAUUAUGGAUUGAACAUGCAGAUAGUAUUUCUUGUUUAACUGUUUAUAAUGGGUUUAUUUAUUCUGGUUCUUGGGAUAAGACUCUUAAGGUGUGGAGGAUAUCAGAUUUGAAGUGCCUGGAGUCAAUUAAGGCUCAUGAUGAUGCUAUAAAUGGAUUGGUGGCUUGUAAAGGGAUUGUUUAUUCAGCAUCAGCAGAUGGGAAGAUAAAAGCUUGGGAAAAAGAGGGAAAGGGAUCUCAUUCUUUGAAGGGGAUUUUGCAGGGCCAUAAAGAUGUUUCUUUUAAUUCAGUUAUUGUUUCAGAAGAUGGGAGAUGGGUGUAUGGAGGGGGCUCAGAUGGGUUUGUGAUGGGGUGGGAAGCUAGUGGUGGUUUUGUGAGUUGGAAGUUGGUGUCUGAGACGAAAGCACAUCAAAUGGCAGUUUUGUGUAUGUGUUUAAUGGGGGAUUUUCUGUGUAGUGGAUCAGCUGAUAAGAGCAUUAGCAUAUGGAAGAGAGAGGCUUAUGGUAAGCUUUGUAAAAUUGGUGUCAUAUGUGGCCAUGAAGGGCCAGUCAAGUGUUUGCAAGCAUCACCUAAUAGUGUUGGAGGUGGGUUCUUGCUCUAUAGUGGUGGCCUUGACAAGAGUGUGAGAGUGUGGUGGGUGCCCAAGCAUUGCAAGAAGAUCCAAGACGCCUCCACAAUGCAGAGUUCAGAGGAAAAUCAAUGAUCUUGUGUUAGUAAGAUUUUCAAGGCCGGAGAGAUGAAGAACUGAUUCCUCUGUUUUUUAAUGUGUCUUCAGUGCUUCCAAUUUGUUCUUUUUAGUCAGAUUGUGUCAUAUUUGUUGAUUUAUAUUCAAGUGUGAAGUUCAUAGGCAACACAGCAAGUUAAAGAAAAGAGUUGGGUUUUUUCUUUUAGAGAUUUUGAUUGAUUUCUUUCUGUUAUAUUGUUUUAGGGAUUAUGAUUUGGGUGUAUUAGAGAAAAAAGUUUGAGGUAUACCAUAAACAGAGUGGUAUGAUUUUUUUAAUUGUAAUUAGUGUGUGGAGGAUAUAGCAAUGAAUGAAAUAAUUUUUGUUUUUCA
Manihot esculenta (cassava) is the source of this 1794-nucleotide messenger RNA. Its product is annotated as protein JINGUBANG. Gene Ontology annotation, molecular function: protein binding. Bases 181 to 1443 code for a protein of 420 amino acids. The record is from RefSeq and is a predicted model, not a curated record. The transcript has a single exon. Lineage: Eukaryota; Viridiplantae; Streptophyta; Magnoliopsida; Malpighiales; Euphorbiaceae.